UGGCGCUCGGAUCAGUUCGUUUUGUUGUCAUCAGCCACAUUUACACUAAUUUGUUUUUAUCAAGUUUUUAGUGGUACCUUUAAUUUUCUAUUCUUCCACUUAACUACGAUCCCACCACGGAAGAUGCGGAGGAUGGUGCGGACCGUUCACACAAAAUUUCCAAACGAAUAGCACGAGUGACAGUUGCCGUUGUAGGCUACCACUCGACAUUUCAGGUAGCUACAGUUAUUAAAUGGUGAUUAUCAGUGCCAUGGAGAGGAGAAUCAAGUUGAAAACACUGAAUAGUCACAUAACGUGUAAAAUAUGCUGGGGUUACUUGAUAGAUGCCACCACUGUCACAGAAUGUUUACAUACAUUUUGCAAAAGUUGCCUAGUGAAACAUUUAGAAGACAAGCACACGUGUCCAGCAUGUCAAAUAGUGAUACAUCAAUCGCAUCCCCUACAAUAUAUAAGCUUCGACAGAACUAUGCAAGAUAUUGUCUACAAACUAGUUCCUGAUCUUCAAGAGAAUGAAAUUAAAAGGGAAAGGGAAUUUUAUAGAGCAAGGGGUCUACCUUGCCCGAAAGAUGUUCUGCCCAAUGCUGGAGAAGUAGAAGAGGAGAAAACCACAGCAGACGCACAUGCAGAAUCAGAUUAUCAUCGUGCAGAUGAACAGGUUAAUGUGUGUUUGGAAUGUAUAAAUACAAGUUUAAAGACUCUAAAACGGAGAUUCAUCAGGUGUUCUGCCCAAGCAACUAUUACACAUUUGAAAAAGUUUAUUGCCAAGAAAGUUCUCAAUGGGAUGGAAAAAUAUCGGGAUAUUGAUAUUUUGUGCAAUGACGAACUGUUAGGUAAGGACCACACAUUAAAAUUCGUUUACGUGACGAGAUGGAGGUUCCGGGACCCACCCCUAAGGCUACAAUAUAGACCACGAAUAGACAUCUAAGACUAAUAUUUCUGUGUUCGAUGAAAUCACAAAGAAUCUGUACCUACUUUAUACGUUUCCUAGUUCUAUUCGUGUAUGCUCAUUGUAGUACUUAUUUCUGUGUUCUCACACAGCAGGAACUUCAGAUUGAAUUCACAAAAUGUGGAGACGGUUUCUUGCAACAGAAAGAUGAAAGGAAAUGGCUUUAGACUUAUAUCUUUCUACCGUAUCACUUUAAUGCAGAAUACCAAUAGUCAUUUAGCACAACGUAUUUGUAAAAAUAGGAAUCCCGUCAGUAUACAUAAUUGAUUAUAUCUUCCUUUGUUCUCUUCGAAUAGCUAGUGAUUCGAAUCGUUUGCAUAUUGUCACAAGUGAGUUACAUUAACUCGACUCUUUAUUAUUAAUUCGGUGCGUUACUUUUUACUCGAAUAGAGGUUUUUGUGUAAUUGUAGUAGCGUUAAGUAGAUCAAGCAUGGAAUGCGACACGUUGCACGAGAAUGACGGGAGGAAAAGAAAAACAAGAGACAGUGAGGAGAGAGAAUAUGUCUGUUUACACGCAGUGUCGCAGAACGUGUUUCAAGAAACAUUUAGUUGCAGCGUUAGACGAUGCACUGUGCUCUGUGUGUUCUUGUAUCAAUCUUCCGUGACUAUCUUUCUCAAGCAUUUGUUCCGUGAGACAAAAUCGCCUGUUACCGACUUUCCACGGAUCUAUGGAAGUUAGUUGCUUAUUUUCGUUAUAAUCGGCGAUAGGACAAGGUCGCCCCUUCUAUUCGUAAAACGUAAGACGUGAAUUGUUUUUUGAUACAUGCCCCGAUUGUAUAUAUAGAAUAUUUUUGACAGAAUUCCGAGUAACAUUGCGGGUAGGCGCAGCUUUGUAUUAGACGAAAAAAAGGGAUAAAUGGAAACAAAAAAGAGAAAUCGGGCCCAGACAAGGAUGGUCUGGGGCCCCUUUAACUUUGUAUGUUUACGCACUGUACACAUUCUAACCGGCCCCGAAUUUCUCUCAAUACCGGGCUACAAAAUGAAUUUUAUCAGAUGUGACAUAUUUUCUCGAAGGAUUUGAUAAGGACAACGACGUGUUGAGCGGAACGCGGGGCAUUUGUCGCUUUGUAGUGAAUGAACUUGUUUCAUCGGACAGUGUAAAGCGAGACAACUGUGUGAUUGUAUAUAAACAUUCUAGGGAAAUGAAGUGAAAUCGACUUUACAAAGUAGCAGCAUUUCAUGAAUGCUAGUGCUUGUACGUUGUACACUAUGUGUGUAUCUCCAUAAAUUAUUAAAUAAAUAUGUUUUGUACAGUA
Messenger RNA from Megalopta genalis, 2202 nucleotides. RefSeq names its product polycomb group ring finger 3-like lethal (3) 73Ah (gene l(3)73Ah). The record is from RefSeq and is a predicted model, not a curated record. NCBI's taxonomy places the organism in Eukaryota, Metazoa, Arthropoda, Insecta, Hymenoptera, Halictidae.